Molecule: messenger RNA, 750 nt
Organism: Eublepharis macularius
Lineage: Eukaryota; Metazoa; Chordata; Lepidosauria; Squamata; Eublepharidae
Gene: FOXL3
Product: forkhead box L3
Exons: 3
Coding region: 1-750 (249 amino acids)
Biological process (GO): anatomical structure morphogenesis; regulation of transcription by RNA polymerase II; cell differentiation
Molecular function (GO): DNA-binding transcription factor activity, RNA polymerase II-specific; RNA polymerase II cis-regulatory region sequence-specific DNA binding
Source: RefSeq, a predicted model, not a curated record
AUGUUUGACAACACCCAGUACCCCUACAACUGCUUUAAUUAUGAUGGGGACGAUUACCCAACUUGCAGCUCCGAUGAAGAGAAGAAAUUCACCAGACCAGCAUACAGCUAUAUCGCUUUAAUCGCAAUGGCCAUUCAGCACAGCCCGUCCAACAAAGUGACCCUUUCUGGCAUUUAUGACUUCAUCAUGAAGAAAUUCCCGUACUACCGUACCAAUCAGCGGGCAUGGCAGAACUCCAUCCGGCACAACCUUUCUCUGAACAGUUGCUUCAUUAAGGUUCCCCGAACAGAAGGCAACGAAAAGGGGAAGGGAAAUUACUGGAGCUUCGCGUCAGGUUGCGAGUCAAUGCUGGACCUCUUUGAAAAUGGGAAUUAUAGGAGGCGACGGAGGAGGAGGAAUGUGAAGCGAGAACCCAGGGAAAAGAGGUUGGCCAGGGAGCACAACAGUCUGCCUGCGUUUUCCUCUGUGGAUUCUGGCUUCUCUGGCAUGUCUGGUUCUUCCAGUGAGAAAACGGAACCCCAGCCCAAAGCACCGGAGCCCGGCGAGUUUUUUCCAAGCACCGCCGCCAGCCGAGAGAGUCUAAACAGUUCCUCGGUAGGAAAAUCUGACUCCGAAAUUAAAUUUAGCAUUGAUUACAUUUUGUCAGCCCCAGACCCUCUGCCUGUGCUGAGGUCUCCGUAUCACGUGCAAGACAACAAACUCCAUUUCAUGGAUUCUCAGCAGAUCAACCUCCAAUUUUGGACCAUGUGA